AUGAACAGUGAUAUUGAAAUGAAGGGAAAUAAUAUAUAUGGGAAUGGAUAUGCACACUAUCAGAAUAACUUAAAUAGUGAUUUAGUUUUGAAGAAUAAUGAGAUAAUUAAAAAAAAUGGAAUAUCAGAAAAUAUAUACACAUAUAACACAGUUGAAUUAGGGAGCUUAGGGAAAUAUGGAAUGAAUAAUAUGAAUAACAAUAUUAAUUAUAGUGAUAGAAACAUGAUAAAUGUAAAAUAUAAUAAUUUGGAUAUACCUUAUAAUAUAAAUAAUUCAGGAUAUAAUAAUAUAAUAGAUAAAAAUUAUACAAUAAACAAUAUGAGUGUAAAUAAAAGAUUUGUAAAAAUAAACGAUGAAAUUAAUAAAAAUUCUGUGUAUCCUAAUUAUUAUAGAAGUAGAAGUUCAGGCACACAUAUUAAAAGAUAUUAUCCUCAUAUUAAUAUAAAAAAUAAUAAUGAAAUUUCUUUGUUCAAACAAGGAAUAAAUGAUAAAAAUAAUACAUACAUUUUGAAUAGUAAUAAUAAGAAUCAUGAUAAUAUUUAUGAACAAGGUCAUGCUAUUAAUAUGGAAAAAAAUAUUUAUGAAAAUCCUUUAAAUUUGAAUAUGAAUAAAGAGAUGUGUAUGGAUUUAAAGCCAAGUACAAAUAUAACAAGUAAUAUAAAUAGAAUAAAUAUUACGGGAAAUUAUAACCUUCCAAAUGUAGUAGAAUAUAAGAAUGAUAUAUUUUUUUCUUAUAAGGAUAAAAUAAAUAAUACAUAUACAGAUUACAAAAAUAAUAUAAACAAUUUAAAUAUAAAUCCAGAUAAAAAUAUGAAUUUGAGGAAUACUCGUUUGUAUAAAACAUCAGAAUAUCAUUACAACACCCCAAAUAAAAAUGAUAGCUCAAUUGGCAUUAAUAAUAUUUGUAAUAUUUACCAUUUAGAUAAUAAAAAAGAUUCAAAACAUAUUCAAUAUAAAAAUAAUUCGGAAAAAUAUGAUUUCAUAACGAAUAAUAAAAAUUUAAAUGGUUAUAAAAUAUAUGAUAAUGAAAAUCAUGAAACUCAGAUUAAUUCUAUGAAUAAUCAGUAUGCUUCAAUUUUGAAAACUAAUUGUUUAGAAUGUAAUGAUAACAAAGGAAUAAUAGUUAAGAAUAAAAAAUUACCUAUUUUAUAUAGAGGAAUAUCGGGAAAUAAAUAUAAGAAUAUUUAUAACGAAAAAGAAGAAAACAUUCAUGACAUAUGCAAUGUAAAUAGAAUUGAAUCCCCAAAAAGAAGAAUACUUCAUGAUCCUAUAGAAUUAAGCAGUGAAAUUCUUUCAUAUAAUAAUAUUAACAAUUUUUUAAAAGAAUAUGGAUCGUUAGAAUAUAUUAAUGAUUAUAAUAAUAUGAAAAGAAUUGAUGCAAAUGAAAAAGAUAUUGUAAAAAAUGAGAAUAUAAAUGAGGAUAAUAACAUUUCAAUGAGUAAUGAAAGUAUAAAAAUAAAUAAAAAAAAUAAAAGUGAAUUUUUAGAAUGGAAAUCUCACAAUAGAUUGUUGAAAAAUAUUAUAGCAUCUUAUAAUGAAAAUACGAAUAUAAAAAAACAUGGUUUAUUUAAUUUGCUUUUUGAUAUAUAUGGAUAUAAUAAAACAAUUUUUAAAAAUUAUUUAUCAAAUAACGAUGAAAAUGAGAUAAAACAUGUUAUGAAAGAUAUAAUAUAUGAAUUAUUUGAAAAAAAAAAUAAUAAAAUUUUAGAAAAAUUCAUAUUUUUAAAAUAUUUAUUUAAUGAAUACGGGCAUACAGAAUAUCCAAAUUUAAUAUCAUUAAAAAAUUUUAAACAAAUUUUUCGAAAUUAUAAAAACAUUUUCUCAUCAAAAAAAAUUGUAUUAUUUAUAUUUAAUUGUUUAGACAGAGGAAGAAAAUGUUAUAUAACGGAAAGUGAUUUUAUUAUAGGGAUGUUAGCAUGUAGUCCACAAAUGGGUAAUGAUAUAUUUGAUGAUUCAGGAAAAUUACGACAUCAGUUAAUUUUUAGAGCUUACGAUUUAGAUAGAGAUGGAUAUUUAAAUGGUAAGGAAAUGUUAGUAUUUUUGUAUCAUAUAUAUGAAUUAUCAAAUAAUUUAAAACAUUUAGAAUUAAAAACAGAUAAAAAUAAAUUAAAAAAUUUUGUUAUUAAUGAAAGGAAUAAACUUAUGAAAAAUCAUGAAAAAAUUAGUUAUGAUUAUUUUUACAAUUUAAUAGUAAACAAACAAAUUGAAGGAACAACAAAUUUGUUGCGAUCUAAUUGCGAUGUUGCUAAUGUUGUAAAAAAAUAUUUUCUUUAUACAUAUGCUAAAAAUUUAAUACCAGAAAAUUAUAUAGAUGGGGAUGAUUUCUUUUUUAUAUAUUCUAAAAAUAAAAAAAAUAAUAAAAAAAAUAAUGAAACAAAUAAAGAAAUAAAUAAAGAAAUAAAUAAAAAAUUGAAAAAUGUCUCUGAAUAUUCCCAUGAUACUAUUCCUUUUAACACAUCUUCGAAUAAUAUUUUAGAUGAUGAUUAUAGCAAUUCUUAUAUGCUUAGAAGAAUGAAUGCAUAUGAGGGUUCAGGAAUAUAUACAGAUGUAACAGAAAAUAUAUCAUCAGAGCUAGUUGAUAGAGAUACAUUUUCAAAAGUUUGGACUGGAAAUAUAUUCGAUGAAUUAAAAGAAACAGAAACAUCAAUGGAAAAUUGUUCAAUUGAAACUUAUAAUAAUGCAAGAAAAAUGAAUAAAGAUGAAUUUUUAGUUAAUAUUGGUCAGAAUUUUAAAAAAUCAAAAAUAAAUGAUAUUAAUUUUAUUGACAAAGGAAGAAAUACUUUUAUGGAUAAUCAAUCAGUGAAUUUUCAAAAGCAUAAUAUGAACAUCAAAAGUUAUCAAACAUCUAGUUGUGAAACUGGUUAUAAUAAUAUAUAUGUUGAUGAGAAGGAUAAAAAUGAAAUAAUAAAAAAUAAAGCUAAUAUUAAAAAUAGUAAUUUGGGUUCACUGGAAUAUGUAAUGGAAGAAUCUAUUGGUAAGAUAAACGAGUUAGAUGCAAUGUAUUAUGAUUUAAAAACAGAAUCAAACAUUGUAAAUAUAAACAAUAAGUCAAAUGUUUUUGAAAAAUCAAAUGAAGAAACAAAAAUAAAUGAUAAUAUUUCUAAAAAAAUGGAAAAUGAUGAUUCAUGUGUUAAUGAAAAAUUGGGGGUAAAUGAUAAGAAUGAUAUAAACUAUUCUGAUAGUAUAAAUUUGAAUCCAAUACGUUUAAACAUUUCUGGUUUUGAUGAAAAAUGUGAUCAUAUUUUAGAAAAUAAAAACGAAAAUAAUACGAAGUGUCAUGAUAAUCUAAAAAAAGCAAGUGGGCAAUUGGAUAAAGAACGAUUACUUUAUUCAAAUGAUGAGAAUAUGAAAACAGAGAAAAGUAUAAUCGAUAAAGAUUAUGUGGAGUAUGAAAUAAUGAAUGGUAAUGUAUUAGUGGAAUGUUGUAAUAAUAUAAAUAAAGAUGAUAAUACAUUGUUAGUAAAUAGUGAAAAAACAAAAAAUAGCGAAGUUUUACCCCGUUUUGGAAAAGAAGAAAAUUGUGAAUCAAAUUUAAGAAUAAAAGAAAUAAGUGGUUAUGAUUUGAUUGGUAACGAUAAAGAAAAAAUGGAGAAUAGUAUUAAGGAAGUUGUAAAAGAAUAUAGAGAAAAAUAUAUAACAGAUCAUAAAUUAUUAACAUUAAAUCAGGAUAUUGCUUUUAAAGUGUUUACUACUUUUUAUAAUAUUUGUUAUAAAAAGAAAAGAGAAGAUUAUAAAAAUUAUUUUGAUAUAUUUAGAGUGUGUAAUUAUAAUGAUGUUCUUCUUUUAUGUGAUGAAGUUGUAAAAUUAUUUAAAUUAGAAAAUUCACUAGAAGUUGCUAAUUUGCCAUGUAAAAUAUUUGGAGACAUACAUGGAAAUUUAUUUGAUAUUGUUGAUUUUUUUAACAUGUACAAUUGGCCAAUGCAUGAUAAUAAUAAUAGAAUAAUUUCUUUAUUAAAAAUUGAGAAAGAUUUCGAAAACAUUGAAAAUAAUAUGAAUAAUAAAUGUGUAACCAAUCACAGGGAUUUGAAAUUUGUGUUUUUGGGUAAUUAUUUAAAUCGAGGGGAAUUGUCUUUAGAAGUUAUAUGUUUCUUAUUCAGUUUGAAAAUAUUAUUUCCUAAACAUAUAUAUUUAAUAAGAGGAAAUCAUGAAAAUCGAGUAUUUAAUUAUGUAUAUGGUUUUUAUAAAGAUAUUGAAAGAAAAAUAAAAAGUAAUUUUAAUUGUUUAGGAAAAAUAAAUUAUAAAGAUGAUGUUAUAUGUGCAUAUUCCUAUGAAAUAUUUAAUAGAAUUAAUGAUGUUUUAGAAUUUUUGCCUUUAUCUGUUUUAUUAGACAAUGAAAUUUUAUGUAUACAUAGUGGUAUUGGAGAUAGUAUUCAGAAUGUAAAAGAUUAUUUAAACAUUGAAAAGCCAAUUAUAAUACCAGAAUAUGUUGAUAGAAAUAGUAAUAAUAAAAGUGAAAUAUUAAAAAAAAUAAUCAUAGAUACAUUAUGGUCUGAUCCUAUAAACUAUUUAGAUGGUAAUGAUAUGCUACUAUUGAAAAGUUGUACAAAAUAUGAUAUAAUUCCAUCAAGUCGAGGAAAAAUAACAGUAAAAUUUGGUAAACAUAGAUUAACUAAAUUUAUAAAAAAUAAUAAAAUAAAAAUGAUAAUAAGAGGAAAUGAGUGUGUCCCUGAAGGAUAUAAAUAUGAUUUUAACAAAAAGAUAUUGACUCUAUUUUCAGCUACAAAUUAUUGUAAUAAAUAUAAAAACAAUGCAUCAAGUGCACUAAUUAUUAAAAAAAAUAAAAAUAUUACAAUAUUUAAUCAAAUUUUGAAAUCAGAAUGUGAAAAUAUGAAACUUAAUGAAAGUAAAAACAAAGAAAAAGCUAAUAUAGUAUGUACAAAUGGUGAAGAAAACAAACUAAAUAAAUCAGAUAAAUUGGAAAAUGUUAAAAAUGAAACUAAAAUCGGAUUCUAUUUUGAUCAUGUCAAACAUAAAGAUAAACCUUCUAAAAAAUAUGGAAAUAAAUAUAAAGAAAUUGAAAAUAAUAAUGAUUUAAUAAAUUUAAAAACACCGCAAUUUUAUGUUAAUAAAGAUUCUAUAAAAAUGAGCAAUGAUGAUAAUAUUGAAAAUAUAUUGGGAGAUGAUUCAUCUGAUAAAAAUAAUUUAUAUGAUACAGAUGUAUGUGAAAAAAAAAUUGAUGAUUUAGAUAAUAGUGAAGUAAUGAAUGAAAUGUUAAAAAAUUUGAGUUACGAAAAAAAUUUAGAUAAUUGUAAUGAUAACAAGGAUGAAGAAGAUGAAAAUAAUAAUGUAUUACAAAAUGAUAUGGAGCAAGUUAAUUUAUUGAAAUCUAAUACAGACAAAAAUAGUGACAACCUCCUUUUCGAAAACCCUUGCAACGAACACAUAGAAAACGAAGAAAAUGCUGAUAAAGAAAAAAAAGAAAAAAAAGAAAAAAAUGAGGAAAAGGAUGAAAGUAAAGAAACUAUGAUACAUGAUGAGAAUGGGGACGGAUAUAAAGCUAAAGACGACAAUAAUGAAAAAAAUGAUUCUGUAGAAAAUUAUAAACAUAACAAAUUUUGUAAUAGUAAAGAAAAUGAAAUUUUUAAUGAUCUUGAAAAUUGUUGUAAUGGUAAAAGUAUGGAUGAUAUAAAUAAAGAUCUAAUAAGGUUAGAUGAUUUGGGAAUAGAAAAAAAUGAGCAUAACGAUAUAUUUUUAGACGAAAAAAAAUGCUUGGAAAAUAUAGAAAUGAUGAAAGAAGAAAUGUUACAAGAAUGCGAUUAUAAAAUUGAGUUAAUUAAAUAUGCAAAUGGAAUAAUUGAAGAAAAUUUUGAUGAAAAAAAUAAUGAAUUAUACAAAAGUAGAAACAAUAAUAACAGCAGAAAUAAUACCAAUUCUAUUAUAAAUAAUUUUUUCAAAAAUGAAAAAACAAUCGAAAAAAAUUGCUCAAAUAUAUUUCUUAAUUAUGAUCAAGUUAAUAACUCAAAGGAGCAUGAAGACAAUUUAAAAAAUGGAAAUUGUUCAAAAAUAAGUUCAUUAUCAUAUGAAAAUAUUGGAAAAUGCUAUAACAUUGGAGGUAUAAAUUCCAUGUAUGAAAUUGACGAUGAAUUGAUGUAUAAAAGAAUAAAUUACAUGAUGCCUCCAAAUUUGACCCUAACAAACAAAACCCAAAUGAAGAAAGGAAGUUACGCUAGAAAACAUAAUUCAACAACAAUGAGAAACAUAAGAAGUGAAAGCAACACUGUGGAUUCUCUAAAUAAGCUUGAAAUGCAACAUUUGCCUCCAGACCCUCAACCACAAACAAAAGUAUAA
This is a messenger RNA of Plasmodium berghei ANKA, 6288 nucleotides long. RefSeq names its product serine/threonine protein phosphatase 8. Bases 1 to 6288 code for a protein of 2095 amino acids. The record is from RefSeq and is a predicted model, not a curated record. The transcript is spliced from 2 exons. Gene Ontology annotation, cellular component: cytoplasm; nucleus. NCBI's taxonomy places the organism in Eukaryota, Apicomplexa, Aconoidasida, Haemosporida, Plasmodiidae. Gene Ontology annotation, molecular function: calcium ion binding; protein serine/threonine phosphatase activity.